This is a messenger RNA of Caenorhabditis remanei, 399 nucleotides long. RefSeq lists its product as uncharacterized. NCBI's taxonomy places the organism in Eukaryota, Metazoa, Nematoda, Chromadorea, Rhabditida, Rhabditidae. The record is from RefSeq and is a predicted model, not a curated record. Gene Ontology annotation, molecular function: nucleoside diphosphate kinase activity. The transcript is spliced from 2 exons. Bases 1 to 399 code for a protein of 132 amino acids.
AUGACCUCGAAGUUCCUAGUCGUUUUAAAACCGGAAAUUGUGGCACAUCGAGUUUUGACACAGGUUGCCCUCUCGGAACUUCGCAAAAAUGGAAUUGAAAUCGAGGAAAUGCGACAAAUGAGAAUUGAUGGCACAUUGGCAAAGAGUUUGUAUAAACAACACGAGGGAAAAUUCUUCUAUGAUCGGCUUGUUCGUCAUAUUUCAAGUGGAGAUGUAAUUGCAAUGAGAGUCAAUGGAAAUGCUAGAAAAUGUAUUGGGUCAAGUCGUCUUUGGCCGAGAAUGGAGCCUCCGGUUCAACCGAUUCGACAGAAAUUCGCACUUUCAGAUGUUCGGAAUGUCGCCCAUGCGAGUGAUGAAGAUGUAGCUCAGAAUGAAUUGGAACUCUUUCGACUUUUGUAA